Molecule: messenger RNA, 384 nt
Organism: Prorocentrum cordatum
Lineage: Eukaryota; Dinophyceae; Prorocentrales; Prorocentraceae
Source: the annotation of a GenBank genome assembly
AUGCAGCAUUGUCUUCCCUCAGCCUCGCUGCUGGGCGUCUUCUGCAAGAUCUCCACGCAGCUGCCCAACCUGGUCGUCGGCCAGCUGUCCGCCGAGACGGCGCUGCGCGCCAUGAAGCGCGGCAUCCGCGCGGAGAACAUCGUCCGCUACCUGGACAGCGCGGCGCACCCGCGCGCGCGGGAGCGGCGGGAGGACGGCGGCCUCGCCGUGCCCGGGAACGUCCGGAGCCAGCUGGAGGUGUGGGAGAGCAGCCGGUCGAGGAGCCGAGCAGAGGGCGGCCGUGUUCGAGUGGGCCGCCGACGGGUCGGAGGCGGCGGAGUUCGAGCUGGCGCGCGCCCGCGCCGCGGAGCUCGGCGGCCUGCUGUGGGCCUCGCCAGGCGCUGA